This is a messenger RNA of Orycteropus afer afer, 2618 nucleotides long. It is a transcript of the gene KICS2, whose product is annotated as KICSTOR subunit 2. Gene Ontology annotation, cellular component: KICSTOR complex. NCBI's taxonomy places the organism in Eukaryota, Metazoa, Chordata, Mammalia, Tubulidentata, Orycteropodidae. Gene Ontology annotation, biological process: cellular response to glucose starvation; negative regulation of TORC1 signaling; protein localization to lysosome. The record is from RefSeq and is a predicted model, not a curated record.
CGGAAGUGCGAGUUAGAGGCGAGCCACGUGGGUGGAGCUGGAGCGCAGCUCGCAUGGGGGAGUCUAUCCCGCUGGCCGCCCCGGUCCCGGUGGAACAGGCGGUGCUGGAGACGUUCUUCUCUCACCUGGGUAUCUUCUCUUACGACAAGGCCAAGGACAAUGUGGAGAAGGAACGAGAGGCCAACAAGAGCGCGGGGGGCAGCUGGCUGUCGCUGCUGGCGGCCUUGGCCCACCUGGCCGCGGCCGAGAAGGUCUAUCACAGCCUCACCUACCUGGGGCAGAAACUAGGGGGCCAGUCUUUCUUCAGUAGGAAGGAUUCCAUCCGCACCAUCUAUACUUCUCUGCAUAAUGAGCUGAAGAAGGUGGUGACUGGCCGUGGUGCCCUGGGCGGGACCGUUCCUCAUGUGGAAGAACUCCUCUCCCACCUGUCAGAGCAGCUCUGCUUCUUUGUUCAGGCUCGGAUGGAGAUUGCAGACUUCUAUGAGAAGAUGUACACCCUCAGCACACAGAAGUUCAUCAAUGCUGAAGAGCUCGUUGGCCUUUUGGACAGCAUCCUCAAGAAGUACAGCUCCAGAUUUCACCAUCCAAUUCUCAGCCCCUUGGAGAGCAGUUUCCAGCUGGAGGUUGAUGUCCUCGGUCAUCUCUUGAAGGCCCAGUCUCAGGUCUCAGAGUGGAAGUUUCUCCCGUCUCUGGUUAACUUACACAGUGCCCACACCAAGCUGCAGACCUGGGGCCAGAUCUUUGAGAAGCAACGAGAGACCAAGAAACAUCUGUUUGGAGGGCAGUCUCAGAAGGCUGUUCAGCCCCCACACCUUUUCCUUUGGCUGAUGAAACUCAAAAACAUGCUGCUUGCCAAGUUUAGCUUUUACUUCCAUGAGGCAUUGAGCCGACAAACGACUGCUUCAGAAAUGAAAACGUUGACUGCAAAAGCUAAUCCAGACCUUUUUGGAAAGAUUUCCAGUUUCAUCAGGAAAUAUGAUGCUGCCAAUGUGUCCUUAAUUUUUGACAACCGAGGUUCAGAGAGUUUUCAGGGUCAUGGUUAUCACCACCCCCAUUCCUACCGAGAGGCCCCUAAGGGUGUGGACCAGUACCCAGCUGUGGUGUCUCUGCCCAGUGACAGACCUGUUAUGCACUGGCCAAAUGUCAUCAUGAUCAUGACAGACCGCACAUCUGACCUGAACAGCUUGGAGAAAGUAGUCCAUUUCUAUGAUGACAAAGUCCAGAGCACCUACUUCCUGACCCGCCCAGAACCUCACUUUACCAUUGUUGUCAUUUUUGAGUCAAAGAAAUCUGAGAGAGACUCCCACUUUAUUUCCUUCCUCAAUGAGCUCUCACUUGCACUUAAGAACCCCAAAGUUUUUGCAAGUCUGAAACCUGGGUCCAAAGGUUAGCAGGUUAUUUGUAUGAAAGGUUUUUAAGACUGGCAACUGCAUUCUGAAUUGCUCUAAUGAUUCAAGUAGUCUGUGAUUAGAGUUUAUAUCCAUUCAUGCUUCUUUCAAAGCUGAAUUAAAGACAACUUCUCCCUAAUUGUCUUGCACACUUUAUAAUCAAUUAAGGCCAAUUGAAUUAAGUAUCCAAAGAGUAAUCCAGGAAAUGAUCGUGCCUACUGUGUAUUUAUUUCCGUGGUAUGGCAGAAAAGUUUCAGUAUUUUCCACUAUUUUCCUGUGUUUCAUGAUAGUUAAGAUGAAAUAUUUAUUGGCCUUUGAUCUUUGUUUCCAGAUGUUUUAUAUUGUGUUCUAAACAUUGCGUUCUACUGCAAUUCCAACCACCCACUCUCUUCCCCUUCUUCUUAGAAGAGUAAUUGGGGUAAGAUUUUAAACGGCCUUUUUAGAAUUAAUGACUAUAUUUUUCUCUCAUAAAUUAGAAAAUUAAUAUGGAGCUAUUAGUUUUGUGAUUCUAAUUUAUAAAUUAUUAUUUUUAUGCCAAAAUUAAGAUCAUGGUAAGAAAUUUCUAUCAAUUCUUAAAACUGAAGGUGAAUCCGAGUGCUAGCAGAGCAUCAAGUUUUAACAGUUCAGAAGACCCUCAUGGCAACUUUUGUAGCCAUGAGAUCUUUUGGGGUGAUUUACAUACCUAACUGCAUAGUUUGUUUUUCAACUUUUAUAGAGUUUGAAUUUUCCACUCUGAAGUGAAGUCAGCAAAAGCCGUUGCAGAGGGUUUCUUCAUUCUUCAGCAAGUUUACCUGCUUAACUUUCUGUUUAUCACCUUUCUACUGAAAUGUUCAAAUUUUGCUCUAUUCCCUGGUUAUUUUUAGGCUUAAGAAUAAAAACCAUUUAGUUUUGGCUUUUCAGCCACUUUUAGAUACUCAUGCAAGUUAUGCCACUUUUAUAAAAUAAAAAUGAAGGCCUUGAUACUUUAUACUUGCUAAAAAUCAGUUGUACAUUCAAAAGACCUCUUCAUACUUGAGUUUCAACUCAGUACUUAAGCACAUCUGAACUUGGGUUUCAUGCCAGUCUCUACUACAAAUUAUUUUUAGAAGCACUCAUAUAUCUUAACACAUAUUACCUCAAUACCUUACUUUAGUAGGUGGUCAUGGAGAACUAGAUGGAUCAGUUAAGGCAUAAUGGGCUGUGGAGACCUUUACGUCUAGGUUUAUUGAUUCAGAAUAAAAAUAAGCUACA